Rhipicephalus microplus (southern cattle tick) is the source of this 3303-nucleotide messenger RNA. RefSeq lists its product as uncharacterized. The record is from RefSeq and is a predicted model, not a curated record. NCBI's taxonomy places the organism in Eukaryota, Metazoa, Arthropoda, Arachnida, Ixodida, Ixodidae.
GAAAACCAAAUGUAGUGCUGUGGCGCCGAGCCUUUCGCCAUUCACCGCUAAAAGACGACGCUGAGGCUGGGCGGUUUCUCGUGUGAGCUCCGCGUGAUUGUGCGUCGUCGUCUUUUCGUGCGACGUCGCUACGAGUCCCGCUGCCUCGCGAAAGCGGUCACACUCGCGUGGUGACUGUGACGUGGUGCUAGAAGGCGCCGGCCGAGCCUUGUUUACCGUCGUCGCGUCGCCGCCGCUAGCAACUCUCUCUGCGCGCUAUCAAUCGUCGCGCACACAAGGCUCGACGGUACUGCAGCGCUGUUCACCACUUGGGACCGACGUCUCCGCGACCACAGUGGGCACUCAGCAGGUGAUCCGAAAGAUCCUCGGGAGAUCAUCGUGAACGUCACGACAGUAGCAUCAUGAGCGGUUAUCAUCCCCCACCGCAGCAGAAGCAGGGAUAUCCGCAGGCUCCCAUGCCCGGUGCCAUGCCAGGCUCUGCGCCUGGGGCCAUGCCGUACGAUCCCCCACCGCCCUACUCACCCACUGCUCCAAACCCAUGCCACACUGCACAGCCCAUAGACCACCCAUCUCGGCUGUAUCCGGCUCCUGGCCAGCCGUACCCCUCACCAGCUCCAGGACAGUACCCAAUGGCCUCUUACCCACAGCAGCCAGGCCUACCACAGCAGGCUGUGUACCAUGUUCCGGAUGCCUUUGAUGCUGGGGCCCGCUUUACACAUAGCAAGCCUAGCAUUCCUCCCCCUCCCCCUGGAGUUCCUCCUAAUGCUGCUCAGCUGGCUGCCAUGCAAGGCAACCCCGUAGUCGUAGGUCAGAAGAAGAACAACUUCUGGACCACUGGUGCCGGAGGUGGCUACACUUUCUGGUAGACAUAAAAGAGCCUUUACCAAAGCUCCUGCUGCUCUGUCGACAGCUACAAGGCCUUUUGUUCUCGCUCUCACACGCACAAAAAAAAGGAGCGUUUUGUUUUGUGAGACUGUCGUGUCAUUGUUGACGAUGCUUGACGGAUGCUUCACUUAAUAUUCUUUACACCAGGGCCUAUAAAAAUGCUCUCCAGAUUGCUCUGUUGGAUUCUGUGGGCUGAGUGCCAAUAAUGUAGAAGUAGAAAGCUAUGCACCCAAGUGAAUUUUCAUGGGACAGCAUGUUUGCUUUGAAUGAACGUCAGCGUAGAGGAUUGUUGCAGCGUGGAGUCCAGAUUAUGUGAUAUUGGACUGGAUGAUGGGCAUUUUAAAGCAGAGGGAUGUACAGUCCAGUUCAUGCUCUGUUUUAGUUGAGGCGCCUGCCUAGGUUAGCUCAGCAGACAGUGGCAUUGUUUAACAGGCUCAACUGCUCUUUUUGUCCUGGGACUCUUUGAUGACCUCAGGGAAUAUUCAAGAGAGCGUCACACUACUGCAACUUUGCAAGUUGUCUUGUGUGGUGUCUUUCAAUUUUGCAACCUCUCAGUAUCACGAACAUUUUUUCACAGUUUACUUAUGACUUAAUGCUCUCGAUUUAGAGCAUCAAGUGGCAUCUCCUUGAAGACGAAAAAAAAGCCUGCAGCAUAAGUCAUAAAGUUGAGACAUCUCAUACUUCUGUCCCAUCAGUACGCAAAAACUCUUUUAAGGAAGCAGUCUUUCGCAAAGUUCACGUAAGAGCAUGUUCUACAUGUUGCAGCGUGUUGUAGUGAACUCAUUUGCUGCCAUGCAGUAAAAGACUGACUUCAUUGACAUCCUGCUCAGAUAGUCGAGUGACCCCAGACAUCACGAGUUCAAGGCCUGGCCACGGCAGCCACAUAGAGUUGCACCACUGAUAGAACUCGCCGCUCGCGCUCCCAUUCAACAUAUGCACAGCUGAAAAGUGUGACGCUAGCUUUGAAAACAACACCAGUCAAAAGGAAAUAGCCCACAUGUCUUUGUUAAACAGUCCAAGCAAUGUUGUUUGUAUCGAACUGUUAAUGCAGAUGCUCUCAAUAUUUGCAGGUUAAUAAAGAACUAUAUUGCAGCAAACUCAGUCCUCAAGCUUUGUUGUGAGCAACUUGGUAAUUAUUUGUUGGUUAAUGAAGUGUCCUUCUUUUGAGUAAAUGUAGGAUGGUAUUUAUCUGUUUUAUGUACUGCAUGGCACACCUGCAUGUCACUUCAUCAGCUUUCAAUACUAAACAACACAUUGUUGAGCCACCAUUUUCACAUUUUUUGCUUGUAGGCUCUGUAUAGUCACACUAUAGUGUUUAUAGUGAAAUGGAAAUAAACUUUGUGAAGAAUCAGCGUGUCUAAUAAAGUGUAGUGACUUAUUGAAAAGUGGUUCAAAGUAAAAACAAAACGGCCUAUACUACAUGGACAUUAGUACUUUAAGGACAACUCUGACAAUUUCUCGAUGUCCACUGAUCUCAAUAAUGUUUAUAGCUUGUCUUCACUUUAGCAUGCCGGUGGUCUGUGCCAAACAGUCCAACUGCAUGUUAGUUUUCCUAAAAAUAAAUUUUAAUGAUUGGGGCAGUGAGUUUCUAAGUCACGCAUUUGAAUGUAAGCCACCUAGUAUUUGUGACGUCAUGGGCUUCAAUGCUACAUCUCUAAUCAGGCGGCCAUAAGCAAAUGGCAGUCAUUCAACGCUCCAAUGGUCACUCAAGUUCUGUAAGCUGGCAUAGCUUGAUGAAUUGCCAGAUGUCAUUGUCCUUUUUUUCUGGUGCUAGCAUUAUGUGUACUUUGUUGAUAUUACAGCAGCACAGCUUCUGACAUUAUUCUAGACGUUGCACAAAGCAGCUAUUCAUUUUGGUUUUACUUGAAGACAAUGCUUUUUGUUUAUUUAAAGAUACGAGUUUCUAAGAAAGUUGAACCAUCGCACUUGCUUAAGGAUUAUCAGCACCAUUUCAAAAUGUUGGCAUCAUGAUUAAAUAACACGGGAGCUCCCUGUUAAACCUUUUAAGAAAUGUCUGAAGGCCAUGUCAAAAUUUAUUACACAUUUGUGUUGUUAGUUCUGCUAUCUCAUAGGAGUUCUUGCAGCUACUAUAAUUCAAAUUGUUUUAUGUUUUAUCAGAAACUCCAAGGCACAUUCGCCUUGGAGUUUCUCGUAGAGAAUGUAGAGGUCGCCUAUUGUGAUUUCUCUUGGCUCGCAUGCGACCUAGUGCUAGAAGAUGGAUUGGGAUUGCUUAGUUACUUAGCUUUAAGCACCAACACCUAACACUGGUGUACACUGUAGCUUCUACAUAGGGCAAUGGCAGGAAAUUCUGGCUUUUUUCUAGAAAAUGUUUGUAUGGGCUGUGGUGUUGCUGUACAGAAUUUAAAAAGCACUAAAUAUAAAAGCUGCAUUAAAGAUUAUUGUUCUAAUCACAUGUCU